AUGGGGGAAAACGAGCAAGUCUUAUUACCACAGGAAAUAGAGGCAUAUUUAGAAAGUUUGGAACCUAUCAGCAUUCCUGAAAUUGGAAGCCCUAGAUGGCUCACGCAACGAGAAAGAAUACAUAACUUGUCCCUUCAAGCUUCGUUGGAUGUCAAAUCUGAAAGGGAAGAAAUAGUGAAAGAGUUUCUACUCACACUUGAAAAGAUUCCUGUAUUGAUUUACGAAUUAAUUGCAACUGAAAUAUGGCGACUGAAAAUUUUUCCUUUGCUGUUAAAAAUGGAGCAUCCAUCAAAAUCUGUUAUUCCUAUUUAUUUAGUUCUAUACCAUGAAGUCGCCUUAGAAACAUUUCUGGAAGCUGUAUUAUUUCAUGAAGACGCCAUGGAAGCAGCCGGAGACUCUCUUAUAGAUUUGGUGGAUUACUGCUAUCGAAAUAUAAUCCAAUUUACAAGAAUACCUUUAGGUGUCUUGCAUCGCCUGCUUGUGGUACACGACAUUCCUUUGCUCUUUACAAAUCUCUUGUAUGAGCCUCCCUGGUCAAAGGAAGUGAAUGGUGAAAGAGUGAAGUAUGUCGAUGGGAAAUGGAAGAAGCUGAGCCCCAUUGAUUUCAUGAAAAUCAACAAAAUAGAAGGACAAAUCUGGAUUGCUCUGAUUCAACUUUUACUGAAUCCUGACUGUCAGAAAAAGUAUGAUAUGAGUGGAUACAAGAAAGACCAGUUGUUAAAAUUACGCUGCAGAUUGAAUGAUGUAACUAUUGAACAGAUUCCAAUUUUGCGGGAGCUUUUGCGCUUUCUGGAGCACCUCAGCCUAUUUGAUGCGCCCAUUCCUAAAAAAGGAGUAAUCAUUGAACAAGUGCCAGAAAUCUGGGAAUGCUUACACAAGGAGUAUAGAGGAAAGUGGAAAGAAAUAGCAACUAACCAAAUGAACUCCUGUUUCGCUCUUUCACAAGACGAGCUCCAAGAUCUUUGCAAAAAGCUGACAAACUCCUUUGAUUUGAAAAACAUAGAAGCCAUGCUUUCGGACACGCCUCUAUGCGCACAGUGUGGAGGCAAGGGUUUGAAAAGGUGCUCACGUUGUAAAAAUGAGUGGUACUGUGGAAGACCCUGUCAAGUUUCUCAUUGGGCAAAACAUCAGCCGGCUUGCAAUCUAAUGGUGAAAUGA
Molecule: messenger RNA, 1158 nt
Organism: Argiope bruennichi
Lineage: Eukaryota; Metazoa; Arthropoda; Arachnida; Araneae; Araneidae
Product: zinc finger MYND domain-containing protein 10-like
Exons: 10
Coding region: 1-1158 (385 amino acids)
Biological process (GO): inner dynein arm assembly; motile cilium assembly; outer dynein arm assembly
Cellular component (GO): centriolar satellite; cytoplasm
Source: RefSeq, a predicted model, not a curated record